GGUAUGACAACGUUAUCUAGCAAGUUGGCAAGUAUUACGCUACUAAUAAAUCAUUUUGAAAUGCAUCUAAAUACGCAAGGCAAAGUAAUAAAUCCAGAAUUAGCUCUUCAAAAUUUCAGAUAUGCUGGAGAAAUUCUUUGCGAUAUUUGGAAUC
Molecule: messenger RNA, 154 nt
Organism: Funneliformis geosporum
Lineage: Eukaryota; Fungi; Glomeromycota; Glomeromycetes; Glomerales; Glomeraceae
Source: the annotation of a GenBank genome assembly